AUGGAACCGUCGAAGAAACGGAAACGCGACCCAAAGGCCGAUGAUUCGAAUGCGGAACUGAGGAGCAGAACCAAAGUCAGAGUAAUGUCCCCCGAGUCAAAGAACGAUGCAGGCCCCAGCAAAGCCGCCGACCCUCGUAAAGUUGACUCGAAACCGAAAGUUCAGAGACGCAAACUCGUGCCGCCGCGACCGUUUCCGACGGUAGCUAGAGGAGACUCCGCGGCGGGACCUCGGUCUGCGCAUAAGGAGGGGAAGAACAAGAUAUGUAUAACGCGCAAGACGCCUUUGGGCGCGUACAUGAGGAGGUGCAAGGAUAUCAUUCUCAAAGAUGGGUACAAGUCACUGCAUCUCUCAGCAAUGGGUGCUGCGAUACCCCAUCUCUUACGUCUGUCUUGCGCGCUACCGUCAAUACUACCACACGCCAAGGAGGAAAUUCACACCACGAUCACAACGGGCACGGUCGAGGUACAAGAUGAAAUCACGCCAGAAGACGAGGACGAAGAUAUCUCCUACGAGACUCGGUCAAAGUCAAAUCUAUUGAUAGUUAUCACAAUAGGUGAUGGAGAAAACGAACAUACCUCUGUACCCGCUAAGAACGCGGGAAAGCGUGCCAAUAACCACAGCAAGAAGGCCAAGUCCUCAAAGCAGAAGCAGCCAGUUCAGCUCGUUUUCCAAGAGCCGGAGCAGUGA
Molecule: messenger RNA, 690 nt
Organism: Pleurotus ostreatus (oyster mushroom)
Lineage: Eukaryota; Fungi; Basidiomycota; Agaricomycetes; Agaricales; Pleurotaceae
Exons: 2
Coding region: 1-690 (229 amino acids)
Biological process (GO): tRNA 5'-leader removal
Cellular component (GO): nucleus; nucleolar ribonuclease P complex; ribonuclease MRP complex
Molecular function (GO): nucleic acid binding
Source: RefSeq, a predicted model, not a curated record